AUGACUACUAGAGUGAGAACUAGGCUACAGUCCAUGAAAGCUCCAAUGAAGCAUGAAAAAGAGAAGUUUGAAAUGCAAGGGAGCAAACCAAAUGUUGCAAGAAAAGCAGCCAAAAAUAGGCAAGCCUCAAGUAGAGAGAGGAAAAUAGCAUUGCAACAAGAUGUUGAUAAACUAAAGAAGCAACUCACGCAUGAAGAAAAUAUUCACAGAGCUUUGGAGAGGGCUUUCAGCAGACCGUUGGGAGCUCUACCUCGCCUUCCUCCGUAUCUCCCUCGUACUACGAUGGAGCUUCUUGCAGAAGUAGCUGUUUUGGAAGAGGAGGUGGCUCGGCUUGAAGAACAAGUUGUCCAUUUUAGGCAGGACUUGUACCAAGAGGCCGUUUAUAUGUCAAGCUCCAAGCGGAACAUGGAAAGCUUUUCCGAUUUAUAUCAAUUGUACCCAAAUAAGAAUCCCAAGCCAGAUCAGUCGAAGUCCUUAGCUCAGAAUUUGGAUGAAUCAGCCACGUCCAUGAUAAGGCAUUUGCCAUCCCUUUCUGCAGAUGGAACGGAUAAAGAGAAUGCAUUCUCUAAUUCACAUUCUAUGAAGAACAAUAAAGGAUCCAGAAUCCAUAAAGCUCAGACAAGCAGAAAUAUGGUGAAAAUACUUGCUGAGGACAAUAGACCAGCAGAGAAGAAAUUAGAUUCUCAUAAGUUACAGCUAGAACGCAGGGUGACAGACCAAGAAAAUGCGGAAGCAACAAGUCUUGUUACUCCAGGUGAAAGGCAAUCUGGAGAUGACAGCCCAAACAAGGUGUCUGAGGACAUCGUGAGAUGCUUGUCAAGUAUUUUCUUACGAAUGAGCUCAGUGAAGAAUAGGCGUACUCCAGAUAAUUUACCUUUCUUGUCAACAUUAGUCUCUCAAGAAAACGGGGAAGAAACAGAAUGUCGGGAUCCUUAUGGUAUAUGUUCAGAAUUUGGGACGAGAGAUAUUGGUCCAUAUAAGCGUUUGUUUUCAAUAGAAGCUGGGACGAUUAAUCCCAACCGAACAUCAAAUUCUUUGUUUCUACUCCAUAGACUUAAACUUCUAUUUGGGAAACUUGCUACCGUCAACUUGCAGAACUUCACCCAUCAGGAGAAACUUGCAUUCUGGAUAAAUAAUUACAAUGCCUGCAUGAUGAACGCAUUUCUAGAACAUGGCAUCCCUGAAAGUCCCGAGAUGGUUGUUGAGCUGAUGAGAAAGGCAACAAUAAAUAUCGGGGGAAACCUGUUAAAUGCAAUGACGAUUGAACAUUUCAUCCUUAGACUGCCUUAUUACUCAAAAUAUACAAUUUCGAAGGGUGCAAAAAAUGAUGAAAUGGCAGCGAGGAACAAAUUUGGAUUGGAGUUAUCUGAACCAUUGGUAUCAUUUGCCCUUUGCUGUGGAAGCUGGUCCUCCCCUGCUGUGAGAGUGUACACUGCAGCUCAGGUUGAGAACGAACUGGAAGAGGCAAAAAGAGAGUACUUACAGGCUGCAAUUGGAAUUACAACGAAGAAGUUUGCAAUCCCUAAGUUAUUAGAUUGGUAUUUACUUGACUUUGCCAAGGACUUGGAGUCAUUGCUUGAUUGGAUCUGCCUUCAGUUACCCAGUGAACUAGGGAAAGAAGCUAUUAAUUGCCUUGAGAGAGGUAAAAAUGAGCCUGAUUCCCAUUUUGUCCAAGUUAUGCCAUAUGAGUUCAGUUUUAGCUUUCCUGAUCAGUUAGCAGAACAAUCAAUGUUUCGUGCAACAAUUGAAGUGCCUGAUCACCACAAGCUUAUUUAUGAAUUUGGAUCGUAG
Dovyalis caffra is the source of this 1791-nucleotide messenger RNA. NCBI's taxonomy places the organism in Eukaryota, Viridiplantae, Streptophyta, Magnoliopsida, Malpighiales, Salicaceae. The record is from the annotation of a GenBank genome assembly.